This is a messenger RNA of Panonychus citri (citrus red mite), 3753 nucleotides long. RefSeq lists its product as uncharacterized. Lineage: Eukaryota; Metazoa; Arthropoda; Arachnida; Trombidiformes; Tetranychidae. The transcript has 2 exons. Gene Ontology annotation, biological process: DNA replication. Bases 1 to 3753 code for a protein of 1250 amino acids. The record is from RefSeq and is a predicted model, not a curated record. Gene Ontology annotation, molecular function: nucleotide binding; DNA binding; DNA-directed DNA polymerase activity.
AUGAUACUUUGCCCCUGUUGUCAAAGACAAUAUGAUGUCUUACCAACAUAUUUAGUCCAUCAAUGUGAUUGUCGUUUCAAUCCAUGUAAAAUGAUGGAUUUCAUGGAAGGUCCACCAAGUAAAAGACCUAGAUUGGAACCAACACAAUCAUCAUCAUCAAGUUCCUGCUCUUCAUGUUCAAAUUGUAGUGACUGUUCUCUUUGUGCUGAAGCCUUGAGAAAUAUGGUUCCAACUAUUGAACAAAUCGAUCCACAGCAACCAGAACUUUUUCCUGAACCACCAAUUAGAGUUGAGUCAGAAGAGAUUAUACUAUCUUCACAAUCAACUAUAGAUUUAUCUUCUGAUGAAGAAGAUGAGCAACCAAUGGAUUUGUCUGUUAUCAGACCGUCUGUCAUCCAAUUUGCUCCAAGAAUCGGUAAUGAGAUAUUUAGUUCAAUAUCGUUCACAAAUAUUGAUUCACCGGAUAUAAAUGAAGUGAUGACGACUAAAUUUGAAGAGAUCAGGUCACUAAUCAACACUUUAAUUGACGAAUUUGGAGCAAUUAAGUUCAGUAUCGGUAUAAUUGUCCAGUUCAAAAAUGAAACCACUGAAAAGACUGAUAAGGGCUGGUUUGAAUCUGAUCUUACCCCUUGUUUAGCUGGUUCGAACAAAGAUUCGUUGACUAACGAUUCAUAUGAGUUCAUAUAUGACCGUAUCGAUCAAUUUACUCAGCGUGGAUCUGGAUGGACUGUCAACAAAAUCUUGUCUAUUGAUUUAGCUGCUGGUAAAUUCAAACCUUUUCGUGGUGGUUGUAAUGACAACCAGAUUCCAUUAUUCAUUAGGAACAAGAAAUGUUUGAUCUCACCUCAAACUGAUACUGAUUGUUUCAUGUUUGCGGUACUAAUUGGUCUCCAUAAGUCAAAUGGACAUUGUGGGAGAACGAGUAACUACACACAGUAUGUUGAAAAUUAUGACUUCUCUGACGUUCGUGGGAUUGUUUCUAUAGAUAAAAUUGAUAGAUUCUCAAGAAAAAAUAAUCUGUCAAUCAAUGUCUAUACCUGUUAUCCAGAUAGCAAAGCUGUUGUACCACUCCAAAUCUGUGAUCAGGAAAAGGAAAAACAUGUUGACUUAUUUUUAAUGAAUCAACAUUAUUAUACAAUCUCAAAUUUCAACCGAUUAGUCUCCCACACUGAGAAAAGAGCUAGAUUUUUUUGUAAAAGAUGUCUUUGUUCAUUCAGCUCGAGUGAAAAGCAAGCAUUUCAUUUAAAUGAAUGCCAAAAAGUUACUGCUCAAAGACUCAUCUUACCGGAUGUUGGUAAUUCAACACUCAAAAGGAAUCAAUUCCGUAAAGAGGUACAGUUUCCUGUCUGUGUUUAUGCAGACUUUGAAACAUUGAAUGUUAAAAAUACUUCCGAAAAUAAUACCGUCAGUGAUUUGGUACCUUGUAGCUACGGACUUGUAGUAGUUGACUGGAAUGGUGAAAUUAUUAGUAAAGACUUUUAUCUCGGUGAAAAUGCAGGAGUUAAAUUCUUAGAAAAGCUCAUAAGUCUAGAGUCAUUUAUACGUCAACAUAUUUCUACAAAUAUCAAGCCUUUGUCUUUAACUUCUUCUGAAGAAAAACAGUUCAAAGAAGCAACUGUCUGUCAUAUUUGUUCAAAACCUCUAGGGACAAAUACUAGUGUUCGUGACCAUGAUCAUCUCACCGGUAAAUUUCGAGGCGCUGCUCAUCAACUCUGUAAUUUGGAGUAUCAAGUACCUACUCAGAUUCCGGUUGUAUUUCAUAAUCUGAAAAAUUUCGACGGUCACAUUAUAAUCAAAGCUCUGAGUUCAUCAAUGUUUACAAAUAAACCUCAAAUCAUCGCUCAUUCCACUGAAAAGUUUAUUGGGUUCAUAAUCGAUAAUUUCAAGUUCAUGGAUAGCUUUGCUUUUCUUCCAGCAAGUUUGGAUGCUCUGUCAGCCAAUUUAUCAACUGAUGAUAAAGUAUUUUAUCUCAGUCAACUAUUCAUGGGUGAUUUAUCCCUUUUAAUGAAGAAAGGAUGCUUACCUUACGAGUACCUGGACUCAUUUGAUAGAUUCACUGAAACUUCUUUGCCAAGUCGAGAUCAAUUUUAUUCAAGUCUCAUGGAAUCACCGAUUUGUGAUGAGAUAUAUAAUCAUGUCAGAGAAGUUUGGUCUCAUUUUGGUUGUGUAACAUUGAAGGAUCUUCACGACGUUUAUCUAAAGACUGAUGUUGUUCUAUUAACAGCAGUUUUUGAGAACUUUAGAAAAAUGGCACUUACAAGUUUUGGUAUUGAUCCACUUCACCAUUUCUCUUCACCUGGUUUGACUUGGGCUGCAGCUCUAAAGACAACAGCUAUCGAACUUCAGAUUUUUUCUGAUGUUGAUAUGUUGUUGAUGAUAGAAUCGGGAAUAAGAGGUGGUUUGACAAUGGUCAGUAAACGAUAUGCUAAGGCAAACGACCCUGAACUACCAGAUUACAAUCCAAAAGAACCUAAUAGUAAAAUUCUAUACUUGGACGUCAAUAACCUUUAUGGUUAUGCUAUGUCACAAUACUUACCUGUUGAUGGAUAUGAAUGGUGUGAUAUACUAUUAGAGGACAUUUUGAACACUUCAGAUGUAUCAAGUGUUGGUUACAUACUUGAAGUGGAUUUAGAAUAUCCAUCUGACCUCCAUGACUCACAUUCAGAUUUUCCUCUAAUACCAGAGAAAAGAAAAGUUGAUUCAACAAUGUAUAGCUCAUAUCAACAAGAGCUACACACAGAAUUGAGGAAUCGUGGAAUCAAGUUGGUUUCCUCCACUAAACUUGUAACUACUUUCUUGCAAAAAAUCAAAUAUGUUGUUCACUACUCAAUCCUAAAGUAUUACGUUGAGCUUGGAAUCAAAAUCACCAAAGUUCACCGAGUGAUUAAAUUCAAUCAAUCACCCUGGUUAGCACAAUAUGUCAAUUUCUGUACUUUAAAUCGUCAAAGAGCAACGAGUGACUUUGAAAAAGACUUUUGGAAGUUGCUUGUAAAUUCCAUCUAUGGUAAGACGAUUGAGGAUAAACGGAAACAUCUUAAAGUGGAAAUUGCACUAAAAGAUAUUGAAGCAGAGAGGAUGAUGAGGAAGAAUCUCGUCAAAAAGUUCAUAAUUCUGGAUGAAGAUAAAGUUAUUUUUCAAAUGAAAAAUAGUGCAGUAAAGAUGGAUAAACCAAUUGCCGUUGGAUUUACUGUCCUUGAAUUGGCAAAACUCAAAAUGUUCAAACUACAUUACGGACAAUUUAAACCACAUUUUGGAGAUAAUAUGUCAUUAUUAUAUACUGACACAGAUAGUUUGAUCUACCAUCUCAAAACUGAUAAUAUAAAUCAUGAUCUUCAAAUUUUAUCUCACCUUAUGGAUUUCUCCAAUUAUCCACAAUCACAUAAUCUUUUUUCCAACGAGAAUAAGAAAAAAAUUGGGUUUGUUAAGAAUGAGGUUGCUGGUGAUGAAAUCUUAGAGUUUAUCGGGAUUAAACCAAAACUUUAUGCACUAAAGACAUUAUCAGGUGUCAAAAAGAGAGCAAAGGGAGUCCCACGAGUCUCUCUGAAUAAGAUAACUUUUGAUGAUUUCCACAAUUGUUUGAUGAAUGAGUCAACUGAGAGUGGAACAGCUUCAAGAAUCCAAUCAACUAAUCAUAAUAUCCAAGUAGUAUCUCAAACAAAACUUAUGAUCACACCGUUUGAAGAUAAAAGAUUUUAUCUUAAUAAAAUUGAGUCAGUGCCUUAUGGUCACUAUAACAUAAAAAAUUUACUAUAG